This is a messenger RNA of Ixodes scapularis (black-legged tick), 7555 nucleotides long. RefSeq lists its product as uncharacterized. Gene Ontology annotation, biological process: neurogenesis. NCBI's taxonomy places the organism in Eukaryota, Metazoa, Arthropoda, Arachnida, Ixodida, Ixodidae. Gene Ontology annotation, cellular component: nucleus. The transcript is spliced from 24 exons. The record is from RefSeq and is a predicted model, not a curated record. The coding region runs from base 659 to 6961 and encodes 2100 amino acids. Gene Ontology annotation, molecular function: DNA binding; zinc ion binding.
GCACUGCCAUAUAUUCGGCCUUUUUCAGGCGAAAAUUAUGAGAAUUAAUUUUUUUCGCCGCGAUGCGUCGCGAAAUUAUUGCCUAAAGUGGCCCCCGUGGCACGUUCAAAGCGCUCAACGAACUCGACAUGGGCGGAAAAUCCAUCUUUUUUAAUUCAACCGCAGCCCGACGGCGCUGGGCGAAGCGGGAGGUCUUUGUUCGUCGUGGGCCGUCUGCAGGGCGCAGUUUCAUGUUUACAAAAUAGUUUCUUUAAAUAAAGAACGCGACUGUUGCCUUCCGUAGAUGGGUUCCUAACGCACAACUUAUCGCUGUAAUUAUUUGCAUCGGCAUUAUUCAACUGGCGUCACGCGCUGUUCGAACGGGUAGUGUGACGAUUCCCCGUUUUUUUUUUUGUGUUCUUUUUCUUUUUGGCGCCAGUCUUUAUGCUGAGCUGGCAUUACCGCCAACUUGGCGUGCAUGUUCUCUAACUAAUCAUGCAUCGCACCACCGAGCGCAGACGUGUACGGCACGCUCGUCGUGCACGUAGUUUGGGUCUCUGAUAACGGCGUGUCAAACUUGGAACGUGGGAACACGCUGCGUAGCUGCCCGUCCAACGGAGCACCUCCUCGCCGCCACUCAAACCUGGCCUAAAAAUAUGAACUCGUCGUAACCUUGUGUAUGGCCGGAGGAGCGGGAGCCUCGUCUGGAAGUGGAUUGCAAAAAGCAAGCAGUGCAGCACCGAAGAAAAAGCCUCCAGAAGGCAUAAUGGACUUUCUCAAAUGCGGAUCAUGCAGCACCAUCUUUCACGAGCUCGAUAGCUUUAUCGCACACAAGCAGCAAGGCUGCACAGGGGAUGGCGGCGAUGAAGCAGACAAAGAAGCCAAAGAAGACAAGCCCGGAAAGGCAGCCCAGGUUAAGCCAGAAGCAGACGCACAGGUGGAUGUUGAUCUCACCGCCGAAGGUUCAGCAGACGAGGAUCAAGAUGAGGAAGAGGAGAAAGAGGAUGCCCUGACAGACUCUAAAAACAAUGGCUUGCAGAAGACCGGCAAAGGUGCCUUCUCGGGUUACCUUCAUCAGAAGCGCAUUCUUCACCAGCGUCUGCGUCAGCAGAAGAAGCUGCAGAUGCAGCGGGCCUGCAAAGUGGCGGCGGCGGAGCGUCAGCAGCAGCAGUCGGUGGCCAAGGCGCAUCCGGCAAAGCCACAGGCAUCUCCCCCGGCCCCCUGCGGCCGCUGCGAGCCCUGCAACCUCACCGAGGACUGCGGGGAGUGCACCAACUGCACGGAUAAGAAGGGGACUCCAAAGGCAAGAAAGCAGUGCGUGAUGAGACGCUGUGAGAAAGUAGUGCCUCAGAAGAAGACGGUCUACAUAGUUGAAAAAAUACUCAAAAAAAGGAUCAAUGCGGGGAAGGUGGAGUACUUGCUCAAGUGGAAAGGCUACCCAGACUCUGAAAACUGCUGGGAGCCCGAAGAGAACAUCAUCAGCAAGCGCCUGAUCCAGCUUUUUGAGAAAGAGCAGCAGCAGGGGUCAGACGCCGAGACCCCAAAGAAGAAGGAUGCAACCAAGGAGUCCACGGUCGAAGAGCCUUCUAGUUCUCAGGAUGACGAGGGAACAAUGGAAGAAGAGGAAGAGGAUGAGGAUGCGGAAGGCGCACGCAGUCCUAAACGGAUCUUUUCCGCCUUGGGCCUCCAUCGCCAAGGUGACGAGCCGCUGGCGCAGCCCCAGGAAAAGACGCUUCGCCGCGGCCGCACCAGCAAAUCGGCUGCCAAAGACUUUAUCAAGACGGUCUGCAGCAAGCGCCCGCGCAGCCCUGAGCUCCCAUCCCCAACCCGCCUGCCCGCUUCCGCCAAAAAGAUUGUCACUAUUUCCAGCCCGCUCCCCGAAGCUUCUGCGGCGACGGCAGACGGCCAAGAGUCAAUUGCCAUCAUCUACAUUCCCAAGCCAGACGACCCCGGCAAGUACAUCACCGUGAAGGGUGACCACAAGCAAGUGAGUGGAUUGGAUGGAGCCGACCUGAAUCCGGUUGUAGUGCUGGGGCCGAAGCCGGGGCUGAAGGCAGUGGCUGCUGUCAACGCCGAAGAGGCCGCAGCUGCGUCCGGGUCAAAGAGCAGCGUUGCGGCGUCUACGCAGGAACCAAAGACUAUCAACAUCGAAGUUGUGCAGCUCGCAUCCUUGGAGGAGGAGGAGGAGGGGGAGGAGGGAACUUCGUUCGAGCUGUCCAAUCGCAAGCCGGCAGCGGCAGAGAAGGCACGGCUCAAGGCGAUGGGGAUGUUUCAGUCGCCGUCGCGGCAGAUGGCAUACCACCGGGGGCCGGGGCGGCCGCGGAAGACGCCACUGCCCCCCGGCGCGCCGGCCGUGCCCACAGUGAUAACACCGUCGCGGAGAGGCCGCAAGCGCAAGCGCCCGGCCAGGGAGGACUUCUACUACGACGACGAAGACACGGAGUUUCUGCCGGCGCUUUCUCGCACCACAAAGUGCAAGAUGGUGGUUGAGGUGGUCGGGGAGGACGGGGACCCCGCGGCGUCCCUGGUCCCCGAGGUGCCCAAGAAGAAAGUAGGGCGCCCCCGCAAGUAUCCCCCGCACCCGAUGCACCACCUGUCGCCCCAGCAGAAGAAGGUACUGGCUGCCCGCCGGGGCCGCAAGAAGCUUGUCCAGCCCAGGGCGCGCAAGAACAGGGUCUUCGUCGUCAUGGCAGACGGCACCAUGGUCGAGGUCUCCGGCACGGACCGGCAGAAAGCGGUGGAGAGGGCCACGGAGAAAGUGCGUGCCAUGCGCGAAGGAGGAGCGGAAGCUGCGAUCGCGGAGGAGGUGGAACUCAUGGAGGACAGCGACUCUCCCGGGACGCCCACUGGCGGCACCGGACUCAAGGACACUUCACUGGACACGCCCGCCGGAGUGUCGGCGGGCACCCCGGGCCCCGGCCCGAGCCCGCUGCUGUCGUCUGGGGGACGAAGGAGGAGCAGCACCCAGAUGAGCCUGGAGGAGUGCACCAACGAUGCGGUGGACGACGCCCACACCCUCAAACUGCCCAACACGGUGCAGCUGGUGGAGAGCGAACUGCCCCUCUCCGAGGCUGAGAACUCCGACUCGCUCAUCGGCAUGUUCCUCUUCCGCCAGGUUUUCUCCCCAAACGACACGAGCCUGCAGUGCCUCUUCUGCCAGUCGAAGUAUGUCUUCCGCUUCCCUGUGGACCUGGAGAAGCACUACCACGUCAUCCAUGAGAUUGCGGUGCACAGCGCCAAGGCGGAGUUCAGCGAGGCGGUGGUGUUUGUCUGCGUGCCUCCGGACGUCACUGAAGACACCACCCUCAACUCGACCUGCCGUUUCUGCGACCUCACGCUCCGCACCCUCUCCGAGGUGCGUGACCACUACCCAGAGGUGCACUCCAAGACGGUGCGGCUGGUGCCGGAGUCUGCGGUGACGGAGCUGUCGUCGCAGUUCUACUGCAGCGUCUGCUCAUUUGCGUCGGGGGAUUUUGAGCAGCACCACGGCCACAUGAAGGCGGCCCACCGCAUGCAGACGUACACGUGCCGCUACUGCGGCUACUGCACCCCGCGCCCGGGGCGGCUGCGCUUCCACGUCAAGCAGCGCCACCUGCAGGACCAGCCGGGCCCCCACCUGCAGUGCUCGGUGUGCUCGGUGUAUGUGCACGGCCGGGAGCGGCUGCACAAGCACAUCCUGCUCUCACACGCUGUCCAAACCGGACCUCAGACGUGGUCGUGCGCCAAGUGCCUGCAGCCGUGUGGCAACUCCAAGGACCUGAUGGGGCACAUCAGCCGCUGCCCGCUCCUCAGGGGGGACAAGGGGAAGGGCAGGGGCACGGGCUCAGUGGCCGGAUCGAUAGUGGCCGGGCCUAAGGCAAACCUUUUCUACAAGUGCAACCACUGCUCCCUCACCUUCAGCACUGAGGAAGAUAUCAAGAAGCACAUGGCGGACGGGGUUCACAUGCCCGUGGGGCAGCAGCAGCAAACGACGGCGGAGGAGGGGGGUGGGGCCGGAGCAGUGACCGCUCCGGCGGAGGCCCCAGAGUCCUCAGGGGGCCUGGAGGCGAGCAGCGAGGAGGAUCCCCUGGACCCCACGUCGUCGAGCACCUGCUUCCUGUGCUGCAUGCGCUUUGCCAGCCCCCAGGCGUGCCAAAUGCACCAGCACCACGUGCACAUGCGCUGGGUGAAGCGCGGCUUGCCGGACUUCGCCAACGAGGACGUGCAGAGCGGUCUGUUCAGCAUGCCGGUCACGGACAGUAGCGAGACUGAGCUGUCCCAGCAACGAGCAGUGGACAGCAUCACGCAGCCCUCGGGCUCGGAAGGAGAGGCCCCCGCCGGAGGAACGGAGAACGCGGCCGUUCCCGCGGAGGAGAGGGCAGAGGAAGCCGACCUCGCAGCCUCCACGGUUUCCGCGGAACAGGCUGAGGCCGCCCCCGCGGAAGUGGCUGCCUUCGAGGAUGGCUCUGCCGCAGGCAAGGCCGGCAACCUGAACUCGGCGGACGUGCCAUCGGACGCCAAGCUGCUGGAGCUCGGUUUUCCCACCAAGGUGGGGCACUACUGCCAUGUGUGCGACGCGGUGAUCAAGAGCUACGCCUUGUAUUACCUGCACAUGCACAACCUGCACCGGCUGGAGAAGCGGUUCCAGUGCAUUGUGACGGCUUGCAGCCAGACGUUCUCCUGCCCAGGGGCCUUCCAGCGCCACUCUCUGGGUCACAACCAGAAGUCGGACAGCUUUUGCUCCAUGUGCGACAUGGUCUUCGACGACAACGACCACCUCCAGGACCACUUCCUAAGCGCCGAGCACGCCAACAAGUACAUGAGGGUGCAGGAGAAGUACAACCGGUCGGAGCCCCGGAACUACCGCUGCCGGGUGUGCCACAGCUGGUUCGGCCUGUUUGCCACCUUUGUGAAGCACAUGGAGACGGAGAGCCACCAGUACCAGUGCCAGCACUGCGGGCUGCUCUUCGUGCAGCCGGGACCCCGCAGGAACCACAUUCAGAGCGUCCACCCAGAACUGGCCAACAUCUGUGAGAUCUGCGGGUCCAAGAUGCCCAACUCCCAGGCACUGUGGAGCCACCUGUCCCUGCACAGCAUUGUGCACGAAUGCAACAAGUGCCACCGCCGCUUCCUGCAGAGGGAGCAACUGAUGGCACACAUGGAGGUGCAUGCUCCCCCGACGCCCUGCCCGUGGCAGGGCUGCAACCGGAAGCUGGCCACCAAGGUCGGCCUGUACAACCACCUACGGAUGCACCGGGGAGAUACUGACUUCCGAUGCCUGACCUGUGGAAGGGGCUUCUUCAAGAAGAAGGCUUUGGAUUCUCACAUGCGGCUUCACGAAGAACCCUCUGCAAUGGCCAGGGUGGCACAGGCAGAGCUGACGCAGGGAGGCCAGAUGCUGGCCGAGCUGCACCCUCAAGAGAGCCAGGAGGAGUCCACGGGAGAGCUGAUCCAGCUCAUUUGUGCGGGCUGCCUCAAUGGUUUUGAGUCGGAGGACCUGUUUGCCGCCCAUGUCUGCACCGGACAUCAAGGACAAGGCCAGGACCAGGCCUUCGUGACAGCAGACGACUCGGUCAUCAACAUGGUGACGGGUGCGGGCACCCUGACCUCCGCCGACCUGGACGGAGGCCAUCUGGUGGCCACCACGGAAGACGGUAUCACCACCACGGUGGCCAUCAACCCGCAAGAGGACCUAGCCACCCAGCUGGCACGAGCCGUAGCCGAAGCCACGGGACCCGGGCAGGUGACGGUGUCCAUCAACACGGCCGACGGCAUUGCUACCAUCAGCCAAGACCCGCGGGACCUGUCAGAGUUCCAAGGCGUGGAGGGCCUGGAGUCCACGACAGAUCUGGAGCUCGCAGAUCAGCACCAGAUGGCCAUGGAGGUGCUUCCCCAGGAGGCCAUGGACAUGGGCAACAACGAGCAGAGCGAGGAGCUCGUCAUCCAGCAGUUGGGUGAGAUGCCCGAGCAGCAGAUGCAGCAGCAGAUGCAGCAACAAGAACAAGAAAAUCUUCAGGAGCAGGAACUCCAGGGACACCAGGAGCAGCCAGAAGAGCAGCAGAUGGAGUGCGCAACGACGGAAGAGCAGACAACACAGGAGGUAGCGAUGCAGACAUCUGAGAUGACGGAGAGGACGGCCCAGCUCCUGAUGGCAGCGGCCGCCAACAACCCAGAGGGCUUGGACCACCUGGCCGUGGAGUCGGAGGACGGGGAGGUGAUCCACUUCGCCAUUGUCCGCCAUGGAGAGGAGGGAGAAGGCGACCAGAUGGUCCAGAUGGUGACCAUGGGCAGCGUGGCGGCGGGAGACCAGUCCGCGUCGUACAUGCUCUCCUCCGGAGACAUGACCACGACGUCAGCGCAGCUGGGCAGCGAGACCAAAGUCGUGGGGGCCCUGAACAGGGAGGCCCCGCUGCUCUCGGUGGGCGGAGACCUCUGCGUCACUGAGUCUGUGGGUCCGAACAAGGGGGACGAAAUAGAAGAGUAUGCAGAGGUCGCGCAGCAGGACGAAUCUGCGGAAGGUCUGCAGCAGCAGGAAGCCGCUGAAGACCCGCAGCAGCAGGAGACGACGGAGGAGGCACAACAGGAGCCAGUCAGCGUCAAUGAGGCGGUUGCACGGGCGCUCCAGGGAGAGGAGGAAGCCAUCACCGGCAUGGCAUUUGCAACCGGCGACGGAGACGGAGACCAGAUGCCGAUCAUGAUGAUGGUGCCGGGCGGUGACCACGAGGGCCUGCAGGUGGUCGGCGAGGGCGGCGACGGCUUCGCCAACACUGCACUGCUCAAGGUCCCGACUUCGGACGGCGGGGAGCGAGUACUGCUGAUCCCGAUCAGCUCGGAUGCGGGGGGCAACGCGGUGUUUCAGCUUCCGAGCGGCCUCUCACUCGCAGGGGGAGAACAAGGGGAGAUGAGGGUGGUGGGCGAUGGGGAGCAGGGAAUCCUGACCCUGCCGAUGGACGCCAUGACGGGGGAGGUAGCAGUGCAGUUUGCAGCGGAGCCUGCGGAAUGAAAGUAGGCCUCGUUUCGAAGAAGGCAUUUUUGAAAUUGCCCAAUCAUCAGAUUCACACUCGUCAAGUCAUUGUCGAAAAGGGGCAGGUGUAGUUUCAGUUGCUUUCUUUGUCUGGGUUUUUUUUGUGUGUUUCUCUGACCGUCAUACUGCUUUGUUCCUUUUUUUGCUGUUUUGCUUCUCCAACUGGUUUGUUUCUUUUUUUGCUGUUUUACUUUUUCUCAAUCUUUUUUUUUUUUUUGGAGUUGCAUUGGGUGGGAGUCUUGAAUGCGUGUAAGAAAAGGUACCUGUGGACUGCAAGACAACGGGUUUUGUCGAGACACCUAAGCCGGCACCAGUGAUGGCACAAACAUGGAGUAACAAAGUUAUUUAAUUGCAGUCACGUUCAUCAAGUAGGCAUUUUGGAGCUACAAAUUAAUGUGGGGUACCAUUGUAAAUACAUUCAUGGUUCUCUCCAAGGGGAACGUCAAAUCUUUUUGUAGGCUGCUUGUGGCUUGCCGUCGGCACGCAAUUACACGAGCGCGUUCACUGAGUGAGCGGACUGGUUUUUCCGUCGUGUACAUUUGUCUCGGGGUCAAUAAACUAUGCUCACCAUUU